Molecule: messenger RNA, 1376 nt
Organism: Gigantopelta aegis
Lineage: Eukaryota; Metazoa; Mollusca; Gastropoda; Neomphalida; Peltospiridae
Product: protein IMPACT-like
Exons: 11
Coding region: 105-1037 (310 amino acids)
Biological process (GO): regulation of translational initiation
Cellular component (GO): cytoplasm
Molecular function (GO): protein binding
Source: RefSeq, a predicted model, not a curated record
CCAAAAUGGUGACUUUAUCGUGUAACGUUUUUGGUGUUUGGUUUAUUGUGUGCAAACAUGUAAAUUUUCAUACUUAAUACGUUAUAAAUAUUACAUUUCUUACAAUGGCAACAGAAGAUAAUUUGACAAGACAGGUUGAAGAAAUAGAAGCACUGACAGCCAUGUAUCCUGAAGAACUGGUAGUCAUAGACGAGGUGAACAGGACUUAUUGUAUAACUCUGAGAAGUCAGCAUAACGCACGUACAAUUUCUAUUCCUCUUCAAUUCCAGCUUCCUACAGAUUACCCCAAUGAAGCUCCACCACAGUUCCAACUGCUCGCCAGCUGGCUUCGAGGACCGGAAAGGAAUAAAAUUGAAGACACUCUGAGUGAGAUAUAUAUUGUUAAUCAAGGUGAAUCCAUUAUAUAUCUGUGGAUAGAGGCGGUUCGUGAGUUCCUUGAAGAUUUUCCAAACAUGCUCACUCCAAACACAGAAAACAGCAGACCCCCGGUGAAACCUAAAGAACCUGCCACAGAGGUUGUCGAUGAACCAGAAGUUGAAGGGAUCUCAAAUCUAUCUCUUGAUUACGAACACUACCAGUCUAAAAAAGAUGAUUCCAGUCGGACAUGUCCUGAGCUGAUUCACGGCGAAUUUCUCUGGGACAGGAAAAGUAAAUUCCAGGCACACCUGGCUGCAGUACAUCACAAAGACGAGGUUGAGCUGGUGCGGAGUAAACUGUUGGAAGAUCGAAAGGUAGCUGCCGCAACUCACAACAUUAUUGCUUAUAGAAUAAAGCAGACGGAUUCGGACGUGAUGUACAAUGGGUGUGAGGACGAUGGAGAGAUCCACGCCGGAUCCAGACUCCUGCACCUGUUGGAAAUUUUAGAGGCUGUGAACGUGAUGGUGAUAGUAACGCGGUGGUACGGAGGGAUUCAUCUCGGUCCAGAUCGCUUCAAACACAUCAGCAACUGUGCCAGGGACAUCCUGCACCAGAAUGGCUACAUCAGAGAAAAGCAUGAGAAGAAAGGCCCACGAAGCAAGACGUCUAAGGCUAGAUGACAAGAGUUGGUUUCAAAGACUUGUGGUCAGCUUCAGAUUUUAUGAUUCUCCAGGCAAUAGUUAUUUAUUGCCAAUACCUGUACAAUAUGAUGUUUUAUCCUGCCAUUUUGAAAAUUUAGUUUUCCCUACAAGGUUAUAGUUUAUUAGAGGGGGUUUUUUUCGUAAGGAAAAGGUUGCAUUUUUAAUGGACAGUUGGAUAUACCAGGGGUAGGGAAAAGUCCUUUUUUUCCAGUGUGGGACCGAUUCUCGAUCUCUGAGACUGCAAUUAUUAUUUUUAAAAACGUGUUUGUCAAAUUUAAUUAAAAUUAUAUCCGAUAUACCCUAAAAUAAUAUAUCAUC